AUGAACCUCAACGACUUUCCCGACCUGAUUUUAAUUGAAAUUUUUGCUUGUCUACCGGCUGUAGACCGUUUAUCCGCUGAAAUGGUAUGCCACCGGUGGAAUACGCUAGUAAAAUGUCAUGCCUGGAAGCACAAAAAGUGCAGCAGUAUAGAGUUUUACUGUUCUGAUGUGAAUAAAGAAUAUGCAAAUGUACAGAUAAUCACUUGCUUACGUCGUGCUGGUCAUUUCCUGAAAAGGUUAAAGAUAUCGUUUUCGAAAUAUCCAUUGAAAUCGCCUGAUGAAUGGAUUAGAGUUUUAACUGAAUGUUGUCCUAAUGUAAAAAUUCUGGAUCUGGAAAUUGAACUACGUUCAUCGCUGGAACUCUUAAGUGUAAUUGGUCCAAAUUUGGAAGCGAUAACACUGAGGUCCUGUUUUACAGGGCGAUUUUCGAGGGUAUUUCGAACUUUACGGAUUAACUAUUGCUUCGAUAGCAGUACAAAAAUUUUGCUGGAACGAUGUGAAAGGCUUAAAAAAUUAAAACUCAAGGAUAAUACAGUUCUUUUUGCACAUCAAUGUCUUCAAGUGUUACCAACGACGCUUACCUCUUUAGAUUUGAGAGGUACAACACUUGAGAUGCAGUCUCUGAUUCGAUUUCUUCAGAGGCCUUCAAACCUUAAAAAAUUUUGUUUCUGCUGCGACGAUUUCAGUACUAGGCCAGAAUUCGACGAAUUUCUUCACUUAAUUGUGCUGCAGAAAGAACUGACGGAAUUUAAAGUCACUCUCAAUGAUUUUAGAAAUAUCGCUGAUAUUAACAAACUGCUUUCCUACUCACAAAAUCUUACGAGGUUAACUAUUAUCACCCCUCAAAAUGACAUCGAUAACAAAAUGCUGAUUGACUUCUGCAGUUGCGGAAGAUUAAGAUAUCUUAAGUUGAAAAGCAAGGAUUCGUACUGUCCGGUUAACAAUGCGACUUUACUCUCACUAUCAUCUGAAUGUUCACAACUUCGGUUCUUUCAAAUAGAGCAUAACUGUUGUCAGUUGGAAAAUGCCAAAGCGAUGGCGACUUUGAAUCAACUGCAGCAUCUCCAUUACCUUGAUAUAUCAAACACAUUAUCUGUCAAUGACAGUGUUGUGCAAAACUUUGCUACUAUUACCACCUUGGAGGUACUGAAGGUCGAUGGUUGCAUUGCAGUUACCGAUGCAGGAAUUUCUCCAGUUAUACGAGGGUGCAAAAAAUUGAGUCGAUUAAGUUUUAAAGGGUGCCGAAUGAUUACCGACGAGUUGAUCAAGGAGUUACAGAAUUGUAUAAAUCAGAGGCAGGAACCGAAAAAAGUUUUUAUUUUUUUGUGGACUUUUGGUAGUUCAAUCACCGUUCCUGAAGUCACCUAUCCAUUUAUUCGCUUGCUUAGCGGAUCAACAGACAGCCUUAAUAUGAAGUUGUUCCGGAAACAGUGUACGGAUUAA
Messenger RNA from Enterobius vermicularis (human pinworm), 1443 nucleotides. The record is from the annotation of a GenBank genome assembly. NCBI's taxonomy places the organism in Eukaryota, Metazoa, Nematoda, Chromadorea, Rhabditida, Oxyuridae.